UCUGAAGUGCCAUAUGGUACCAUCUCUCCUCUCAUCCCUCCAUUCUCCACCUCCCCUCCCUACUCAGCCACUCUGAGUGCCUCACUCGCUCUCCGGUGUCCUGAUCUGAUGCGUAUUCAUUCCGGUCGUGACUGGCGUGCCUCUGCCUCUGCCUCUGCCUCUGCCUCGUAGAAGUGUGAUGCACUCAGAGGUGAAAGAGCACAGCGGACACUUCGAAAGGUUUCAGGGAGAGUUUCCUUAGCAGAGAAGAUAUUUGGAUGCUAUAAAAAUGGAACGCUUCAUUUCCGUGAUAGAAGAAUAGUUUUGGGAAGAAAUCAAACCUCCAGUGGAGCAAAGACAAUGAGUUUCAUCCUAUAAAUGUACAACAGUGAAUGCAACGCUUCAUCUCUGUGACAGACGAACAGUUUUGAGACGGUAGAAGUUGUGAUUUGGUCUGGUGGAGCAAAGACAGUGAGUUUCGUCAUAUAAAUGUACAACAGUGAAUGCAACGCUUCAUCUCUGUGACAGACGAAUAGUUUUGAGACGGUAGAAGUUGUGAUUUGGUCUGGUGGAGCAAAGACAGCAUGACGGGCCAAGUGCUGGAGGAGAGCACAGACCUCACAGCCCACAGGCUCUCAGUGAAGACCUCAAUGGAGGAGGAUUCUGAGAGAGCAGACAGCACGCUGAGCCGUGGGCCGUCUAUAUGUGACGACACAUCCUCGGAACUGCAGCGGGUGGCCACGCUUGAGCCUCGUGGCCUGAACUCGCGGAACUCCUUCCGUGGAAGAGGAGCCCUAUCACGGUUGGUGAGUAUGGUGGUGACACUCCGGGAAUGGGCCCAUAAGAGUCUCCAGGAAGAGGAGGAGAGACCAGACUCUUUCCUGGAGCGUUUCCGUGGGCCCGAGCUCCGCAUGGCUCCUAGCCGCAUCAGCAGCAACAGACCGGACCAGCACAACUCGGACAGCGGCAUCAAAACCAAGAAGAAGUCGGAUACGUUCAUCCUUGCGCCAGCAGAUGACUUCUACUACCACUGGCUGCUUGUCAUUGCCACAGCUGUACUGUACAACUGGUGCCUCCUGGUGGCCAGGGCCUGCUUUGAUGAGCUUCAAACCAACAACUACAUUGUGUGGCUGGUUCUGGAUUACCUCUCUGAUCUUGUCUACAUACUGGACACCUGUGUGAGACUAAGAACAGGUUUCCUGGAGCAGGGUCUACUGGUGAAGGACCUCAAAAAGUUAAGAGAUACUUACAUCCGUACCCUCCAGUUUAAGUUAGACCUCCUGUCCAUCGUUCCCACAGACUUGGCCUACAUUGCUACUGGCAUCCACGUGCCGGAGCUGCGCUUCAAUCGCCUGAUGCGCUUCUCCCGAAUGUUUGAAUUCUUCGACCGCACAGAAACUCGCACAAGCUACCCGAACACUUUUCGCAUCAGCAACCUGGUGCUCUACAUCCUGGUCAUCAUCCACUGGAAUGCCUGCAUCUACUUCGCCAUCUCAAAGUCUCUUGGCUUCGGCUCAGACCAGUGGGUCUACCCUAACAUGUCUGACCCGGAGUUUGGCACCCUGACAAGAGAAUACGUCUACUGUCUCUACUGGUCCACCCUCACACUCACCACAAUAGGGGAAAUGCCCGCGCCAGUGCGUGAUGAGGAGUACCUCUUUGUGAUCUUUGACUUCCUAGUUGGCGUGCUUAUCUUUGCCACCAUUGUUGGCAACGUGGGAUCCAUGAUAUCCAACAUGAAUGCCACCCGUGCCGAGUUCCAGGCCCGUAUCGACGCCAUCAAGCACUACAUGCAGUUCCGCAAGGUCAGCAAAGAGCUGGAGGCUCGGGUCAUUAAAUGGUUUGACUACCUGUGGACCAACAAGAAAGCCAUUGACGAGCAAGAGGUGCUCAAGAACCUUCCCAACAAGCUGCGGGCAGAAAUCGCUAUCAACGUGCACCUGGAGACUCUGAAGAAGGUGCGGAUCUUCCAGGACUGCGAAGCCGGCCUCUUGGUGGAGCUCGUUCUCAAGCUGCGGCCUCAGGUCUUCAGCCCUGGCGACUACAUUUGCCGGAAAGGUGAUAUCGGUAAGGAGAUGUACAUCAUCAAGGAGGGUCGGCUGGCCGUGGUGGCCGAUGAUGGGGUGACACAAUUUGCCCUCUUGACUUCUGGCAGCUGCUUCGGUGAGAUCAGCAUCCUCAACAUCAAAGGCAGCAAAAUGGGCAACCGCCGCACAGCCAACAUCCGAAGCAUCGGCUACUCAGACCUCUUCUGCCUGUCCAAGGACGACUUGAUGGAAGCUGUGAUGGAAUACCCUGAUGCCAAGAAGGUGCUGGAGGAGAGGGGCCGGGAGAUCCUCCGGAAGGAGGGCCUGCUCGAAGAUCUGAGGGCAGGAGGGCUUACGGGGGAACAGAUGGAGGAGAAAGUGGAACGGCUGGAGGCGUCCCUGGAUACACUGCAGACCCGCUUCGCCCGGCUGAUGGGGGAAUACACGGCCACACAACAGAGGCUCAAGCAGAGGCUGACUGCACUGGAGAGCAGGAUGCAGCACUCUGGAAGCGGAUUUCUGUCCGAUGGCAAUGAGAGCACUAUCGAUGGUGAUGGCACUCACAGUGAGGUCAACAUUCAGCUAUGAACAGAACUGAUUCUUUUGAUCCUGGACUUUACAUGCACUCAGUGAUCCGUUAACUGCAGAACAUCAGAAUUUGUCAGCAAUCCAAUCAAUGCGUUUACAUGCACUUGAGUAAUCAGAUAAUGGGGAAACUACAGGUGCACAUGAGUCAGGCAGUAAUCGGAUUUCUGCUUUGCAACCAGCCAAUAAACUGACAGAAGA
Messenger RNA from Pygocentrus nattereri (red-bellied piranha), 2792 nucleotides. RefSeq names its product cyclic nucleotide gated channel subunit alpha 2a (gene cnga2a). Gene Ontology annotation, cellular component: intracellular cyclic nucleotide activated cation channel complex; plasma membrane. NCBI's taxonomy places the organism in Eukaryota, Metazoa, Chordata, Actinopteri, Characiformes, Serrasalmidae. The coding region runs from base 564 to 2594 and encodes 676 amino acids. The record is from RefSeq and is a predicted model, not a curated record. The transcript has 9 exons. Gene Ontology annotation, molecular function: protein-containing complex binding; intracellularly cAMP-activated cation channel activity; cGMP binding. Gene Ontology annotation, biological process: monoatomic cation transmembrane transport.